This is a messenger RNA of Thlaspi arvense, 603 nucleotides long. The record is from the annotation of a GenBank genome assembly. Lineage: Eukaryota; Viridiplantae; Streptophyta; Magnoliopsida; Brassicales; Brassicaceae.
AUGAUUAGUGAGUUGAUGCCUUCAUCAUCUGGAAUGAGCUUCACGCCACACGUUAUCGCGGUUUCGAUAGGAGAAGACAUUGCAUCAAAGGUUAUAUCGUUCUCUCAACAAGGUCCAAGAGCGAUUUGCGUUUUAUCGGCAAGCGGAGCAGUCUCUAACGCAACUCUUCUUCAACCAUCAUCAUCUCCUGGAGCCAUUACGUACGAGGGGCGGUUUGAAAUCAUAGCCUUAUCAACAUCUUACCUAGUCGCAACUGAUGGAAGUUUCCGUAAUCGAACUGGAAACUUAUCAGUUUCGCUUGCUAGCCCCGAUGGACGUGUGAUUGGCGGUGCCAUUGGAGGGCCUUUAAUAGCAGCAAGUCCUGUUCAGGUUAUUGUAGGGAGCUUUAUCUGGGCAGCUCCAAAGAUCAAGAACAAGAAACGAGAAGAAGAAGCUUCUGAAAUUGUUCAAGACACCAAUGAUCAUCAAGCUCUGGAGAAUAGUAACAACACGGUCUCGCCUGUUCCUCAGCACCCGCCAGGCCAAAACCUGAUAUGGUCAACAGGAUCAAGGCAAAUGGAUAUGCGUCAUGCUCAUGCUGAUAUUGAUUUGAUGCGCGGAUGA